GGAGCGAUGACGCGCGAGGGGCGUGUCCUGUGCCUUACUUUCAGUUUAGAUAUGCCGCUAGAGCAGGAAGAGUGUUAUAAAAAACAUAUUUUUAAAGAAAAAGCCCUGAUACUUCAGGAAGAGUCACUCGAGGUCUCCAUGAAGCAAUAAUACACAUAUGGGGUCUGUCGAGUGGAGAUUGUCCGUGGAACAGAAGGAUGGCACAAAGUGAAGACGUGAGGUUUCGUCAGAUGCUGUUAGAAGUGCAGGAGUCUCUGCGGGAUGAUGAUCUGCAGGAUCUGAUGUUCCUCUGCUCUGAUCUUCUCACUUCAAGAGAGCUCAGUACGGUGUCUACGGCCACAGAUCUCUUCACUCAUCUGGAGACCAAACAGUGGCUGUCCACGGACGAUCUGUCUCUGCUUCUGGAGCUGCUCGCCAUCAUAAAACAGCACAGUCUGAUUCGAAAACUGGGUUUAGAUGAAUGUACGGAUGGCGCAACGUACAGACUGAUCUCACCGUACAGACGGAUGUUGUUUGAUGUGUCACAAUCCAUCACUGAUGAGGACCUGAAAAAGAUCAAAUUUAUGCUCAUACGAACGCUGUCACGCCAAAAACUGAAGCAGGACAUGACGCUGCUGCACCUGUUUUCAGAGCUGGAGAAGAAAGAUCUCCUGGGUGAAGAUAGGGUGGAUCAUCUGCAAGAAAUUAUCAAAAAUGUCUAUCCCGCUUUGGAAAAAAGAAUUAUUCAGUAUAAAACUGAGAGAGAAAAUGACAUUGCUCAGGAGACUGAGAAUAAUGCAUCCAUGUCCAACAUUCCAGUUCAGCCAUUUCUCACGCCAUCCCCGUCAUCAGAUGACAUGCAGGAUCAGAUGGACAGACUCAGUCUGAAUGAAGCUUCUGGGGUCAGUGAAGAUCAGAGUCAGCGUCUGGACAUCAGCUCAGUGACUGAAAGUGAGAAUGUGUCUGUGACUGAGCAUCCAGAGAUCCUGCAGUAUGAGAUGAAGGGCGACAGGAGGGGGAUGUGUGUCAUUUUCAAUAACUGUAACUUCAGUGGAAGCGGUUUCCGGGUGAGAGAAGGAACGGACAUCGACAAAGAGAGUUUGAAAAGCGUAUUCCAGUGGCUGGGCUUCGAGGUCCGGACCGAACAGGACUGUGAUAGAAGGCGAAUGCUGGACGUCUUAAAGGGUCUGUCCGGUCGCGACCACACGCAAGCGGAUUGUGUGGUGUGCUGCGUGCUGAGCCACGGAGACGUGGAUGCCGUAAUCGCGACGGAUGGAAAGAGAGUCACCUUUAGGGAGCUGAUGGAGCCUCUGUGUCCACUCCAGUGUCCUUCCCUCAUCCAUAAACCCAAACUGUUCUUCAUCCAGGCCUGCAGGGGCAACGAAGAGCAGAGAGCGGCGUGGCCGCAGAAUAACCGAGCUGAUGAGAUGUUGGUCAGUGACGCGCGGAUGCCCAGGGACUCCACAGCUGAGGCCGCUGACUUCUUGUUAGCCAUGUCCACAGUACCUCACUAUGUGUCCUUCAGAGAGAAAGAUAAAGGAACCUGGUUCAUACAAGCCCUCUGCGACAACAUGAAACUACUGGUGCCAAGGUCUUCCUGUCACACCAGCACCUUGCUGAUGGAAAGCUCGGUCCACACUAACCGGUCUCUCUGUGUGUGUUUGCAUUCAUGUAGCGGUGUGGAUCUGCUGACCAUUCUGACACGAGUGAACCAUGACGUGAGCAGAAAAUCUGACAGCUCUGGUUCGAGAAAGCAGAUGCCACAACCGGAGUUCACCCUCACCAAGAGAGUGGUUUUCCCCAUUCCUAAAACCCAUCCACCCCAGUGAGGAAAAAUAGCUUAGCUCUGCAUACCGUGGUAGGCUUUGUGAGACCAGUUUUAUUGCACCUUAUGUUGUUUACCUCGUUUGUAAGUCGCUUUGGAUAAAAGCGUCUGCUAAAUGACUCAAUGUUAAUGUGAUGUCAACUCCUGUCCAUACACCAGCUUAUGUACUUGAUGUUUAUCCUAAAACCUGUUUACAUGGACGAGCUGUGCACGUGCUGUACUGUACAUGGUUUGGUUUGCGUGUUUCAAAUCAGGGCGAAAGUCACGUUUAACCAAACCUGCUGUAAUACUGUAGCUCAAGAAUUUUCUACAAUAAAGGAACUUUAUAUAUUUUUAAUGAACUGUUUUUCUAGAUUAAAAUCAGCUGGCAGGAUAAAUGCCUUCUGUUCAAAAGAUGUAGAAAUCUCAAAGCACUCAGGGACGUUUACUGUGCGUAAAUGAAUAAUCAUUUAAAAACGGAAUUGCCCUUAGAUCAAACUUUACCUCAAAACAAUCUAAGAAAUAAGGAAAAUAUUUAAUGUUGAUGAAUGUUAAGAAUGUCAUAAUAAACAGUAUACACUAAACUUGGUAAAGAGCUCUUUGUACCUCCGCAGAAUCAAAACACAGACAUGCUGAAACACCGCCUAACCAAAAACAGUUUUUGUGUGAUUAUAUGUUAUAUAUAAUAUUAUUCACUUUGAUGAUGACACACACUUCUGACGUUGUUUCACAGAAUUUAUUUCUAUUUUUGGCACUGACAAUUGGGAAAAAGUCGUACAAGUCAUCAUCAGCAUUUUCAGCUCAUGGCGUUUCCGUGACUAUAUAAAAAAGGUCGAGUUUUUUACCUUUGCAGUCGACUCUUGAGUAUUUAAACCUAAAUCUGUCUAGCUAAAUCUAUAUAAGGUCUACUCUAUCUAAACAUUUACACCGUGUCUACAUCGGACACGACGCGACAAAAGACAAUAAAACGCAUUAGAACCUAAUUUUAAAUGUUGUCGCGUCGCGCCACGUCCGGUGUAGACACGGUGUUAGAAGCUUUUUAACAGUAUUGAAGUUCACAUUUUGUCCUCUUAUUGACCGAUUUAUUGACUUUAUGACAUCGUUAAUUAGUCAACGAAAAAUAUUUUUUAAUUUAAAAUUUAAAAAGAUAAUUAUAAACAUUUCAGAGUGUUCAAGAGUGGUGUAUAUCGUAUUUAUAUCGUACAGUUUAGUUAAACUGUGUGUUAAAGAGUACAUUCCUCAAUAUUUUUAAGGGCUUAUUUUGGUUUAUGGAGUGUCCGACAACAAGUUUAUGUACAUACAUGAUGUAAAAAUACUAUUAUUUCGUAAUAAUAAGCAGUUUUUAUUACCUUACUUCUUGACUGACUCUCAAAUGAUUCGUUCCGCGAUUCAUCUGUGUAAUCUCCGCCUUUCCGC
This is a messenger RNA of Triplophysa rosa, 3199 nucleotides long. RefSeq names its product caspase 10, apoptosis-related cysteine peptidase (gene casp10). The record is from RefSeq and is a predicted model, not a curated record. Gene Ontology annotation, molecular function: protein binding; cysteine-type endopeptidase activity. Bases 198 to 1808 code for a protein of 536 amino acids. Lineage: Eukaryota; Metazoa; Chordata; Actinopteri; Cypriniformes; Nemacheilidae. The transcript is spliced from 11 exons. Gene Ontology annotation, biological process: negative regulation of extrinsic apoptotic signaling pathway via death domain receptors; proteolysis.